CUCUCCAUUUCCAGAUGCCGAUGCAGAACCCGGCCCUGCCCCAGGUGGAGCUGCUCUACUCCCUGCUGGUGAUCAACAGCUGGUAUGACGUCAGCCUCCUGCUCUGUCAGGAAUGGAAUGUCUCCAGCUUCCUGGUUCGUCUCCGUAACAACACCAAGUUCCACCUGGGUUCUGUGGUCAACAUCACCAACUCCAGCACCUCGCCCAACUCUCACCCUAACAGCUCCGUCUCCAAGGCCGACUUCCAGACCUCUCUACGGGGAUACCUGGAGUCCAUCAAGGAGUCAACGUCUACAGUCGUAACAUUCGGCUGCGACAUCCGGGACAUCAAGAGGAUCUUUAACGUGGUGACCAAGCUGGGCCUGAUGCUGCCAGAGUACCACUGGGUGUUGGGGGACACGCAGGACGUGGAGGAGCUGAGGACCGAGGGGCUGCCGGCGGGACUGCUGGCCCAUGGCAGGAUGGGGACUCCCUCCCUGGAUCACUACGUACAGGAUGGGCUGGAGCUGGUGGCCCGGGUGGUGGGGUCAGCUGCGUACCGCUCCCCUGAGCUCGCCCUCAUUCCCUCCAUCACCAACUGCAUGGAUACACAGAGCAGCCAGAACAGGAACAUGACCUCAGGGAAAUAUCUGUCCAGGUUUCUGUCCAACACGUCGUUUGACGGUCUGAGUGGUUUCAUCUCGUCCCAGGAGGAGACAGUGAUCUCCUCAGAGAGCCAUCACUUCAUCUGGUCCCUGCAACACGACCCCAUAGGGAAGCCAAUGUGGGCCAGGCUGGGCCGAUGGAAGCAUGGCAGGGUGCUACUGGACUACACUGCCUGGACCAACAAACAGCCGUCCCACCAGAGAGGUGACUGGCGGCGCCCGUCGCGGCUCCACCUCCGGGUGGUGACGUUAGUGGAACACCCCUUCGUCUUCACCCGGGAGGUGGAUGAGGACGGUCUCUGUCCCGCUGGUCAGCUCUGCCUGAGCCCCCUCACCAACAACACAGCCCUGCUCCAGUCUCUCUUCCUCCAGAUGCGGGGGCCUAACGACAGCAUUCCCAUGGAGUAUAAGAAGUGUUGCUACGGCUACUGCGUCGAUCUACUGGAGAAACUGGCAGAGGACAUGGGGUUUGACUUCGACCUGUAUAUUGUAGGCGACGGAAAGUACGGUGGGUUUAAGAACGGACGCUGGACAGGGCUGGUGGGGGAUCUUCUCAGCGGAGCGGCCCACCUGGCCGUCACAUCUUUCAGUAUCAACUCGGCCCGGAGCAGGGUUAUAGACUUCACCUCCCCGUUCUUCUCCACCUCUCUGGGCAUCCUGGUACGGACCCGGGAUACGGCCGCGCCCAUCGGGGCAUUCAUGUGGCCCCUGCACUGGUCCAUGUGGCUGGGGAUAUUCGUCUCGCUACACGUUACUGCCGUGUUCCUGACCAUCUACGAGUGGAACAGCCCGUUUGGGAUGACGCCGCGAGGCAGGAACAGAGAUAAGGUGUUCUCCUUCUCCUCGGCUCUGAACGUCUGCUAUGCCAUCCUGUUUGGCCGCACAGCUGCCAUUAAACCUCCUAAGUGCUGGACAGGGCGGUUCCUCAUGAAUCUCUGGGCUAUCUUCUGCCUGUUCUGUCUGUCCACCUACACAGCCAAUCUGGCCGCCGUCAUGGUGGGGGAGAAAACCUUCGAGCAACUCUCAGGAAUACACGAUCCAAAGCUUCAUCACCCAUCACAGGGGUUCCGCUUCGCCACGGUCCGGGAGAGCAGUGCCGAGGAUUACCUGAAGAAAAGCUUUCCAGAGAUGCACGAAUACAUGAGACGGUACAACGUACCAGCAACCCCAGAUGGAAUAGAACAUCUGAAGCAUGAUCCACAGCAACUUGAUGCUUUCAUCAUGGACAAGGCCUUACUAGACUACGAGGUGUCUAUAGAUGCAGAAUGCAAGACACUCACUGUGGGGAAACCAUUCGCGAUUGAAGGUUAUGGCAUCGGCCUGCGCCAGAACUCUCCCCUGUCCUCUAACAUCUCAGAGCUGGUGAGCCAGUACAAGUCAGACGGCUUCAUGGAUAUGCUGCAUGACAAGUGGUACAAGGUGGUGCCCUGUGGAAAACGGAGCUUCGCCGUCACUGAGACCUUACAAAUGGGCAUCAAGCAUUUCUCAGGCCUGUUUUUGAUGCUGUGUGUUGGGUUGGUUCUGUCUCUCCUCACCACCCUGGCUGAACACAUAAUCUACCGCUUUGUCAUACCCAGAGUCAAGGACCCCAAGUUUAAGUAUUGGCUGCAUACUAGUCAGAGAUUACACCGAGCUAUGAACACAUCUUUCAACGAUGAUAAACUGCAGACUGUGGCCAAGAAGGAAAAAAGGUGCAACGUGGGUAACCACCACCAACAACAACAGGAGCAGCCAUGCGUACCAUGGAACAGCUCAGAGUCCAACUGCAACUGCAACAGAAGGAAGCUGCCUCCUCAGGAGUCCCAUCUGGAGUACCCCCACUGUGACUGCCCUCUUCUUCCUCCUCCUCGGGUGAAGAGCCCCCUACAGGCCACCUCUAACGGGAGGACAGACCUGGUCCAGGUGGGUCUAAAAACCAGGACCAACCCCAUGCUGCAGGAGCUGUCAGAGCUGGAGACACACAUUACCAUCAUCAAACAACAGCUGCACAUCGCCAUGAAGAAGAAGAGGGAGCUGGAGCAGUACCAGCAGACACAUAACAUGACAGAGUAGAGGAUUGGUACCAGCAGACACAUAACAUGACAGAGUAGAGGAUUGGUACAAGCAGACACAUAACAUGACAGAGUAAUUAUGCUAUAGAAAAGGUACCAAGUCAAUAGCGCGAGUGAAGACAUUACAAGCUGGUGAGUGAGGCUGUGAAGCUAACUCUGUUACAACUGGUACCAGCAGACACAAGAUAUCUGAAUAGAGGCUGGAGCUACCAGCAGAUACACAACACCCCUAAGUAGAGGCUGGAGCUACCAGCAGAUACACAACACCCCUAAAUAGAGGCUGGAGCUACCAGCAGACACAUGACACCCGUAAGUAGAGACUGGAGCUACCAGCAGACACAUAACACCCCUAAGUAGAGUCUGGAGCCAUCCCGGAGUAGAGGACUAGACAUAAGACAAACAGGAACACUGAGUAGAGGCUGGAGGAGUACCCCAACAAAACGAAACCCUGAUAUCCCUGAGUCCGAGAGCAGCACAUGGGACUAGCAGGAGGACAACAGCCCGAGACCCAGAUACCAGCAGGACUAACACCAGGCCCAGAGCACCAAAGAAAACCACCAUGGCUGCUCCCUGAGCCCUGGGGCCCUGGACACUGUCUGCUCUCCACCUCCAAUCUCCAAGAUCUCUCUGAUGAGUUAACCAGAAGGAACACUAUCUGCACCAAAAGCCUUGGAACCUGAUCCCUGUCUGGGAUGGAACCUGAUCCCUGUCUUGGAUGGAACCUGAUCCCUGUCUGGGAUGGAACCUGAUCCCUGUCUGGGAUGGAACCUGAUCCCUGUCCUGGAUGGAACCGGAUCCCUGUCCUGGAUGGAACCGGAUCCCUGUCCUGGAUGGAACCGGAUCCCUGUCCUGGAUGAAACCGGAUCCCUGUCCGGGAUGGAACCUGAUCCCUGUCCUGGAUGGAACCUGACUGGGAAUACAGAUAUGCAUCUGUUGGUCACAGAUACCUUAACAAAUAGGGGGCGUGGAUCAGAAAACCAGUCAGUA
This is a messenger RNA of Oncorhynchus kisutch (coho salmon), 3682 nucleotides long. It is a transcript of the gene grin3a, whose product is annotated as glutamate receptor, ionotropic, N-methyl-D-aspartate 3A. Lineage: Eukaryota; Metazoa; Chordata; Actinopteri; Salmoniformes; Salmonidae. Bases 15 to 2696 code for a protein of 893 amino acids. Gene Ontology annotation, biological process: monoatomic ion transport. Gene Ontology annotation, molecular function: signaling receptor activity; ligand-gated monoatomic ion channel activity. Gene Ontology annotation, cellular component: membrane. The transcript has 10 exons. The record is from RefSeq and is a predicted model, not a curated record.